AUGGAUCCAGGCCGAGAUCACGAUCCUCAGCGGUCGCACGCGCAGUCGCAUAAUGGCGGCAACCGGCGGCAACAACACCUCCUCAGCCCGCCCGCGUCCCGCGCAACCUCGGUCGCCGGCCCUUCGACGCCAGGACCCUCGACGCCCCUGGCGGAGGGCUCGGCCGACGAUUAUUUCGACCGCCUGAGCCAGGCGCCCUCGCACCUCUCGCGACAGUCGGUGCAGUCGCUCAGUCGCUUCCCGAGCCUCACCAGCGCCACGAGCCGCCCGCGCCUCGAGUCCACCACCAGCCGCCCGAGCAUUCGGAUUCGCCGGCGCAGCUCCGUCGCGUCCAACAUCAGCAGCAAUGUCCCGCCCGAAGCGCCGGUUGCUGCGCCCGCGCCGACGAGUUCCGAGGGUGGUUACCACGGCGGCCGGCCGCGAAGUAUAUCGCAGCCCACUUCGGGUGCGCGGGCCGUCGACGCGCCGCCCGCCGCCCGCAUUCGACGCAUGCCGGCCCAGGCCGCGCUGCCGCGCCUGACGGAGGAGGGAUCGCGCCCGACAAUGGCCGAGCUUGGAAUUCCUGCCUCGCCGUCGCCGUUGUCGCCGUUGUCGCCGACGGCUUCCAUGCCCGAGCGCGCACAUAGCCUGGAAGAAGCGCCCGAGCCCGCUGCGGUGAGAGGAAACCGCCUGCGAAGGGUCAGCCGGCUCCUCAUGCCAGGAUUCUCCAGGAGAGAGUCGCAGGCCGGAGAGGUACCCGCUAUGACUCAAGCCGAGGACGAGUAUCACGAUCAACUGGUCGAUUAUCUCGACACGAUCGAUCCGGAAGUCCAGAUGCUCUCGACACUUACAAAUGUCCAAAAUUCUCUUUUUGUCCCCGAUCUCGGCAGUUGGGUCAAUCGCAGACCAACUUAUACGCUCUCGCCGCGGGACCUGCAACAUAUCCGGCCCGCAUCUGCCGAAGUCCCGCCACCACCACCACCACCACCACACGAGGAGCCGCAAAUACCGGAAGAAGUCCCCGAGGAGCCAAUUGAGGAACCCCCGUCUAUUCAGCGUUCAGAUACCAUUACCUCGCGACUGACCGAUUCUCACUUUGCCGCGCUGCCACACGGAAGAACCCUGGAGGGUUGGACCGCCGACGAAAAGUGGGAGCUCGACGACCACGUCCGCCAUAUGUUGCACUCCAGGCGUUCCAGGUGGAAGCGAAGGAUGAAGGGCUUCGGUCAGUACGUCCGACGUCCCCUCGGUUUCUUCGUCACCCUCUACGCCACCCUCAUCACCCUCUUCGGCCUGGCUUGGGUUCUCUUCCUCAUCGGCUGGAUCUACGUUGGAGACAACCAAAUUUACGUUAUCCAUGUUGUCGAUUCAGUGCUGGUAGCGCUGUUCGGCGUAGUUGGCUAUGGAAUGGCUCCCUUUCGAGCUGUAGAUAGCUACAGGCUCUUCUUUAUUGUCCGGUACAGUCGAAUGAUCGAAAACGCCGACAAGAGAUCGCGAUCCAAGCCCUCGAUAUCGACGGGAGCCAGCGGCGAUAGGAAAGUGGGUCCCCCGCCUGCUGUGGCCAAUGACGAUGGGUCUGUGCUCCGGCACGACUACGCCAACGACGCCACACGUCCUGCAGUUGGUUCGGGGCAAGGGGAUCUUGACGACGUCGAGGAUAUUCCCGACACCGCUUCUGAUACUUCCCAGAUGAGCGGCUACUAUGUGUUAACAGCCAAGCAGCGCAAGAGGCUUUCACACCAUCAGAAGAAGCUUGCUAGGUCACACAGCUUUUACAAACCCGAGGAAACCUUUACCCAUUACUCAUUCCCCCUCGGCUAUCUCAUGGCCGUCGUCAUCCUCCUCGACUUUCACUCCAUCCUGCAGAUUUGCCUUGGAUCAACAACGUGGUCGAUUAAUUACCGUCUAAAGGUUCACGACAUCGUAACCAGCUGCAUUCUUUCAGUCUCAAUAUGCUGCAAUCUGGUGGCUGGGCUGGUGAUCACGAUUGGUGGUCGCAAGACGCGGAAGAAGGACAUCCACGACUUGAUGAGUCGGCAGGAGCUAACGGGAGAUGCCAUCAAACACCUCGAACACAAGCGGAAGAAGCAGCAGAAAAAGGAGGAGAAGAUGAACCGUUCAGGGAGUAAUUCGGACCAGGAAGGGCUCAACGGGGCGAGCGGCGAGGCGAGCGGUUCAGACAAGGGCAUUCCUGGCCAUGAGAAGGAAAUGAUGGACUACAAAGCAUUGGCUGAGCAAAAGUAA
Molecule: messenger RNA, 2223 nt
Organism: Purpureocillium lilacinum
Lineage: Eukaryota; Fungi; Ascomycota; Sordariomycetes; Hypocreales; Ophiocordycipitaceae
Source: RefSeq, a predicted model, not a curated record